CAUGAGAAGAAGAGGAUCGCUUUAAAAAGGACAAAAUAAGGAAAUUAAGAAACAAAAAAGGAAACUCACCAGUCCCGCUGAUGGUCAUACGUCAACUUUAAGUGGCUAAAAUCUCAGUGAGUAGGAGAGAAAGAGAAAAGUAAAUUCAUCACCACCAUGAAGCUGUGGAGCCGUGUCUGCGUCCUCGUUCUAGCAGUUUCUCCUAUUUGCCUGGGACUAAAUACUACAAGUGAUGCACAUCAAAACAACGAUACAAAGGCUUCUGCCACCACGAUCACUUCCCCACACCAUUCAAAUACCACAUAUGCUGAGAGUACUACAGCAGUGAUGACAAACGUUACGUCUCGAGGUAUGGUGGCUACUACUCUAACAAGUACUAAUGUACCAAUGAAAGAGACUACCACCAAAAUCAGUGGUGAUCAAACGACCCGUGUUUCCACGACACCAAGUACCAGCUCAGGAAUUACAGCACCCCCUCCAGCUGGCUCGUCUGCAGGUUAUGUGGUCCUGGCGCUUAUCAUCAUAGUGAUUAUAAUUCUGUGUAUCAUCCUCUACCUCUUGAGGAGAGCCUCCAGGACGUAUUCAUUUGACCUCCAGCGUCCAAAUCCUGUUGGCCAUCUCAGCCAACCCACUGGCACCUUUGAGCCAGUCUACCUGGAUGAUCUGGAGCGACCGGUACCUAAAGAUAUUGAAGCCACUGAUGACCUUUCACCUCCACCGGUCGCUAACGGCACGAGUCUACAGUCAGAGGAAAAGGACUCCACUGGAGAGAACGCUCCUGAGGAACAGCCAGAAGCAAACGGUGUGGAGACUUCACCUGCUGAAAACACCACUCCCUCACUGAGCAGCGAUGAAGCUGACAAGAUAUCCAACCCACCGAGCAGUACCAACCUGUUCUUUGAUGCUAUUGGGGAGCAGCAGAAUGAAAACAACAACAACCCAACAGUUUGCUCCAGUGACCCAUUUGUUGAAAUAAACCUGGACGAGCCAGCGUGGUGUGAUCAGCUCCUCAAUUCUUCUGAAGGUUCUUCCUCGGUCCUCCCCUUUUCUCCAUUCUCCUUAUCCUCCUCUUCCUCUUAGCACCUUGAAUGUUAUCCUCUUCGAUCAACAUAUAGGCAGAGACUGUCUUUCGUAGCACAUGGACAUGAGCACGACAUCUUUUGUUCUCAAAGCUAGUAUGGAUUGUCAGGUGAACAACCAAGGAAUUAACAUCAACCUGUAAACAUGAAGCUAGCUUUAACUGAUUUCUAAUUGUGAUUUUAUAUGUUUUUUGUUCAAACUUAAUGGUCUCUUUUAGUAUUUUUUUUUUCUAAGCCUGUAUGAAGGGCUGAUUUUAAUUGAAUUGGUUGAAACUGAGCAAUUUGGGAAACUCAAAGAGACAGUCCAAAAUUGCACCUAAGAAAAAAAAGGAUUGAAGAAAUGUUAACAGUUUUUACCCAAAUCACAACUUUUCCUGCAUUUAACUGACUGAUUAUUAUUGUUACCUAACCACACUGCAAACUUCAUACCAAAGGAAGUAAAAUAAGCGAGGUAGCUUAUUCGUGGUAUCUAGACUUACAAUAACACCUGAACUUUUUUACAAAUGUCAUCACUUCAUGAGCGUAUAGAUUGACUCCAGUCCCUUCAAAGUGGGCUCUCAGAUCUAACAUUCUUUAUAAGUAGGCUUAAUUUCUCUCAGAAGAGAUGUUUGGUUUUAAGUCAGAUUCUUUUGGGGGAAAUUCAUGUGUACAAAGCACUCAUAUAGGAAACAGUUGAUCAACUUUUUGUACAUUUUAAUAUUGCAAUAAUAAUUUAAGGUUGUAAUCCCAUAGAUGCACAUGGAUGUACACAAGAAUGAUACAUCAUUUGGGGACCACAUCUCAUUAGCAAUAAAUAUAAAACUAUCUUUAAUGUUUCCUUAUGAUUUUUUUUUUAAUUUCGUUUGUUUUGCACAUUAUCAGCACAUCAAACUUAAAUCAAAUUAGUUUUUUCCUAAAAACUUUGCCCCAGUAGCAUUCUUCUACUCCAUUUUAUUUACUAAAGCAUCAUAAAACAGCAGCAACAACUGUUACUCUCAAAUUAUCGAUGUAGGCUAGUUUCCUCUAAACCUACAGUGACAUUUGUGAAAUCUCUGAACUAUAGAAAAUAAACUCUGUGUCAUAGUUACUGUAAAUAUUUUUGUAUACAAUAUAAUUUUUAGUAGAAUACUAUGAACCAUUUACAUUUAUUCAAGUUCUAUAUUUUAAUUUUGUGACUAUGGAUGUUUCCAUUCUACUAGAAGUUUAAAUGCUUUAAGUUUUUUUAACCUACAUUUAUUUUGUCAUUUUUUUAUAAACUGGCUUCUUUUUAGAAGCUAGCUAAAAAUAAAUUUUACUACUGCCAUUUUGCUCAAUGUGCUAGU
This is a messenger RNA of Pelmatolapia mariae (spotted tilapia), 2380 nucleotides long. RefSeq lists its product as uncharacterized. The record is from RefSeq and is a predicted model, not a curated record. The transcript has 10 exons. Bases 157 to 1080 code for a protein of 307 amino acids. NCBI's taxonomy places the organism in Eukaryota, Metazoa, Chordata, Actinopteri, Cichliformes, Cichlidae.